GAAUUAUCGACCGAGAGAGAGAGGGAAGAAGAAGAAGGCGAAAAAAUGGGAAGAAAGCUCGAUGCUUUGCUUGGAAGGAGUCACAAGAACACCGCCAAGUUCAAACCCACUUUGAACCUCGCUCUCUCUCGCCUUGCCGUUCUUAAGAAACAGCGCCAGGCCAAGUGCUCUCAGGCUCGAUCCGAUGUCGUCCAGCUCCUCCAGCAGGGUCACCAAGAUCGCGCUCUUCUGCGCGUGGAGCAUGUGAUCAAGGAGCAGAAUAUGUUGGAUGUGUUUGUCAUGAUAGAGGGUUACUGCAACCUCGUGAUCGAAAGGGUUCAUCUCAUUGAACAAGAAAGGGAAUGCCCUGAUGAACUGAGGGAGGCAACAUCGAGUUUGCUUUAUGCGGCUUCAAGAUGCGGGGAUUUUCCGGAGCUUCAAGAGAUUCGUGCGGUUCUCACUGCUCGUUUUGGCAAGGAAUUUGCUGCUCGUGCCAUCGAAGUGCGCAACAAUUGUGGAGUCAACCUCACGAUGAUGCAAAAACUGUCAACUAGGAUGCCAGUUUUGGAGGUCAGAAUGAAGGUGCUCAAAGAAAUUGCUGCAGAGAAUAACAUUGUUCUGAAGCUGGAAGAAACGUCUUCUGUUUACACCGAGGAUAAAUCGGAUGUGAACAAGGCCGGUUCAAGUGGCACGGGAUCAGCAGAUAAUGUGCAGGCUUCUGCAGAAGAGGCGGGAAAUGAUGAUAGGUUCUCUGGUUCGAUUAAGCCAAGGAAAUACAAGGAUGUGGCUGAUGCAGCUCAAGCAGCUUUCGAGUCUGCAGCUUACGCAGCAGAUGCUGCUAGAGCAGCAGUGCAACUCUCUAGGUCUGAAUCUCAAGAUCCUGAUGAUCAAAAUAGUCCCGGAAGUAAACGAGGAAAGUUAUCUGACAGAUAUGAAUCCUUUAAAAGUCUAUCUGAAUCGCAGCAUGAGCAAAAUCGAGGUGAAUUAAAGAGGUCGACAUCUUCUUCAAGUUUAGAUUCAGAUGGAGAUGAGGUGAUUCCGAUGUCCUCGGAUGCCGUAUGGCAGGCCGAUCUUUUAGGGAAGGAUAUAGUUUUUGAUGAGAGUGAAAGCGACAACGAACCAAAUACAACACCCUCGUCUCAUAACCAAAUUCCUUCGAGGUUUCGAUCUGGCUUGAAGGCGGAGUCAAGGCUUGAUUAUCCUGCAGCACAUGUCACUGGAGGAUCUGGAAGGCAAAGCCCACCGCGAUUAAACAUAGAGAAGGGACCGUUCUCUCUGAGGACUAGACGGGUGCGUGGCUUCUGAGAAGAAGAAUAGUCUUGUUUGUUAUAUUUCCUUAUCAGUUUUGCUCGUUGUGCUAAUAAAUUCCGUUGCAUAUAAAUUUGAUUGUUUCUUUA
This is a messenger RNA of Pyrus x bretschneideri (Chinese white pear), 1376 nucleotides long. Its product is annotated as IST1 homolog. The record is from RefSeq and is a predicted model, not a curated record. Bases 46 to 1284 code for a protein of 412 amino acids. Gene Ontology annotation, biological process: protein transport. Lineage: Eukaryota; Viridiplantae; Streptophyta; Magnoliopsida; Rosales; Rosaceae. The transcript is spliced from 5 exons.